Molecule: messenger RNA, 1783 nt
Organism: Exaiptasia diaphana
Lineage: Eukaryota; Metazoa; Cnidaria; Anthozoa; Actiniaria; Aiptasiidae
Product: molybdate-anion transporter-like
Exons: 15
Coding region: 1-1251 (416 amino acids)
Biological process (GO): molybdate ion transport
Cellular component (GO): membrane
Molecular function (GO): molybdate ion transmembrane transporter activity
Source: RefSeq, a predicted model, not a curated record
AUGGAUUUAAAACAACAUAAAGGAGAUAAUACAUCAUUCAAGACUUUUCAAAGGACGUACUUGGUUGUUUACCUCUUGGCGCAAGGAUCUGAUUGGCUACAAGGUCCCCAUGUYUAUGCUUUAUAUGCGAGUUAUGGGCUCACAUCACUACAAAUUAACCAGCUAUUUGUGGUUGGCUUUGGUGCAUCCAUGAUCUUUGGCACUGUUGUGGGWUCUUUUGCCGACAAACUAGGAAGAAAGUUUAAUUGCAUGGUUUUUGCAGUUACAUAUGGAUUAUGUUGCAUCACAAAGGUCUUUUCAAAUUUCUGGAUUCUUAUGGUUGGGCGUCUAAUGGGCGGUACAGCUACUUCUAUUCUGUUCAGUGCAUUUGAAGCKUGGCUUGUGUGUGAACACACGAAGAGAGGAUUCGAUAAUUCUUUGUUGUCUGUGGUGUUUUCUCAUGCCAGUGUUGGUAACUCUGUAGUAGCAAUUGUUGCUGGUUUGGUUGCACAGUUUGUGGCAUCUCAAUUUGGUUUUGUAGCUCCCUUCAUGGUUUCGYUAGCAUUUCUUGUUUUACUUUGGUGGAUUGUUUUUACAACUUGGACUGAAAACUAUGGUGAUGCCAAAGCAGACUUUUUGAAUUCAUUUGCAAAAGGGAUUUCAGCAAUCAAACAUGAUUCUCUGAUAUUAUGUCUUGGUUUGAUACAAUCACUAUUUGAAGGUUCAAUGUACACAUUUGUUUUGGAGUGGACUCCAGCUCUAACACCAGUUGAUGAACUCGGUACUAAAGAUGCUAAAAAGACGAUCCCACAUGGUUGGAUAUUUGCAUGUUUUAUGGUCUCAGUCACAUUGGGGUCUUUUAUAUUCAAGUAUUGGAGUAGAAUAAGUUAUCCAGAGAGUUUUAUGAGGUUGGUGUUUGCAGUUUCUGCAAUGUCUCUAGCUGUUCCUGUUAUAUUUCCUAAGAGCUAUUUAUAUGUAUUCAUAUCAUUCUUGGUAUUUGAAGUUUGUGUUGGUAUUUUUUGGCCAGCUCUUGGUACCAUGAGGUCCAARUAUAUUCCAGAAGAAAGUCGUGCAACAAUAAUGAAUGUGUUUCGUAUACCUCUGAACUUUAUCGUAAUUAUUAUACUCCUUCAGGAUUUACCAGUUGCUGUGGUAUUCAAAUGUUGCGUUGUAUUUCUCAUUUGUUGUUGUGCACUCCAGUUUUGGAUGUUUUGGAGUUUGGAAAGUUUUAAGAAGUCUUCUAAAACAGAAGUUUUAAUUAGUGACCUUUGAAGCAAAUAUCUAAGAUUGGCGAUGAUGGUAAUGGUGGCGUCAAUUCAUAAAAGUCGCUCCUCCGAAAAAAACAACUCCAAACUCGCACCCCUUCUGUUCUUAUUUAUUCGCGAAACGAUUGAAGAAAAGGAUCCUYCCUUUUGGUCGCGGAAGAUUGGCUCCAGUUUCAGGGUUUUACGAUUUUGUUAUAUAAAAUCCAUUAGCUAGGAAGAAGCCAGGAGACAGUAGUUUCAGUGCAUGGUGAUAUAAGGGUUCUGCAACCGGUGYCUCAAGGUGUCGCUGUUGGACAACCAGCCCGGGUUGCCAGGAACGAGCCAAUUAGUCGUUAAGUACACGUCUUUACCUCAUUUCAUCCAAGAAAUAAUGUAUAGCUGAAUCAUUACAAAAAAAUAUAUUUUUAUAUUACUUAUAUAUUUGCAUWCGUGUAAAAUGGAAUUAUUUUCAUAAUUAUAAUUAACAAUUUCAGUAAUGUUAAUAAAUUUAUAAAUUUAAGAUGCAUUGAAACUUUAAAGRAGCAUUAUUAAAAAGCACU